CCUACUCCCCGCGGCGCCUUAUCGACGCGCUGCUCACUGCAGGCCCCGACCCACGCGCACCGGGUGCUGGAAGGGGUAUCCCGGAGGCGGCAUGCCCCGGUGCAGCGCGCGCGACCCGAGGCCGCGGCGUACGCGCGGGAGAUAGGCGCCUGCGUGCGUGCGCGGCGCUGGGGCGCGGCAUGCGACGCGUUCGCGGCCAUGCGCGCCGCCGGGGCCACGCCCGACAGGUUCCUCCUCCCGCAGGUGCUCCGGGCCUGCGCCGGGGCGGACGCGCCCCGCCUCGCCGCCGCCGCGCACGCGCUCGCCGCCAAGGGCGGGCCCGCGCUCGCCGACGACGCCGUGGUAGGGAACGCUGUCGUCGCCAUGUACGCGGCGCUCGGGGACGUCCGCGCCGCGCGUGCAGCGUUCGCGUCGCUCCCCGAACGCGACGUUGUGGCAUGGACCGCUCUCGUGGGCGCCUACGCCAACGCCGGGGAGCUGGGCGAGGCCUUCCAGCUGUUUGAAUCGAUGCAGGCCAGUGGCGUGCGGCCUGACGUGAUUUCGUGGAACACCCUCGUCUCCGGCUUCGCGAGAAAUGGUGAUAUUGGGGCUGCACUCGAUCUAUUCGACGAAAUGCGACUGAGAGGUGUCAAGCCACGGGUCAGUUCUUGGAACUGCAUCAUCUCUGGCUGUGUGCAGAAUGCGCGCUAUGAUGAGGCUUUGGGCGUCUUCCUGGAGAUGUGCGAGACUGAGAUGCCUGAUGCAGUCACAAUUGCUAGUAUACUCCCUGCUUGCACUGGCUUGAUGGCACUGGGCCUUGGAGAGCAGCUGCAUUCUUAUGUUGUACGUUGUGGUAUCAAAUUAAAUGUCUACAUUGGUUCUUCUUUGAUUGGCAUGUACUCCGAGUGCAGAGAGUUUGCUUAUGCGAGAAGCGUGUUUGCCGCCAUUGAUGGGGAGAGGAAUGUCACUGUAUGGAAUGAGUUGAUUCAAUCAUAUAUCAGUGAUGGGAGGAUGGACAAAGCGUGUGAAGCCUUUAACUUGAUGCAGCAGGAUGGAUUGAAGCCUGACACUGUCACAUAUAACAAUUUCAUUGCUGCAUAUGCUAGAGCGGGUCAGAAAGAACUAGCAAAUGAACUGUUGUCAGGCAUGAUGAAUGUCAGCUUGAAGCCCAAUGUGGUAUCAAUGAAUGCUUUAAUAUCCGGUUUGCAUCAGUUUGGCCUCUGUGCUGAUGCACUGGAAGUUUUCAGAUACAUGCAGCUCCUAAACAGCGGAGAUGCAAAGCGCUGGACAUUUCUGGAUAAUAGCAAGCCCAUCCAACCAAAUGGUACUACAAUUACUAGUGUCCUCUCACUGUUGACAGACCUCAAGUUAGAUCGUCUUGGGAAGGAAGUACACUGCUAUGCUCUAAGGAAUGGUCUGACGUCAAACAUAUUUGUUUCCAGCAAAUUGGUUGACCUUUAUGGUAAAACUGGUGAUAUGGUAUCUGCUGCUAAUGUCUUCCAGGGAAUCAGGAAUAAGAAUGUUGUCACAUGGAACAGUCUGCUAGCAGCUUACAAGCAUAAUAGGAAGCCCGAAGUUGUUUUGAAACUAUUCUGUGAAAUGCUUGAGUCUAAUUUACUUCCUAACUUGGUUACAGUGCAGAUAGCGCUUUUGUCUUCUGGUAUGACGAUGGCAUCAGGGUAUGGGAGAGAACUGCAUGGUUACAUACAGAAAAACUGGCCUGAUGGUUAUCCAGUCACUCUUGCAAGUGAGCUAAUAGAUAUGUAUGGGAAAUGUGGUAAGAUUGAGGAUGCUAGACUGGCUUUUGAGCACAGUGUUGAAAAGGAUGUAGCAGUAUGGAAUGCAAUGAUGAGUUGCUACUUGCUUCAUAGGAUGCCUAGAGAUGUUAAAAGAUUGUUCGAAAUACUUGAACAAUCUAGAACUCGACCAGAUCCUGUUACUUUCAUCUUACUUCUUUCAGCUUGUAAGCAAGAAGGUUCCAUGGUGGAAGCUCGGAGCUAUUUCUACAGUAUGGAAGAUCUGUAUGGCAUAAAACCAAGUUUAAAACACUACACUUGCAUGGUUGACAUCAUGGGAACAGCUGGUUUAUUGGAGGAGUCACUAGAACUUGUCCAGAAGAUGCCAGUUGAGCCGGAUGCAUGCCUAUGGUCUACUGUUCUCAAAGCUUGUAAGCUUCACUCAGAUUUGGACGUUGCGGCUAAGGCUGCAAAAGCUCUUUUCGAGCUUGAACCAAAUAAUGCUUCAAACUACAUGUUGCUUUCCAACAUAUAUGCGAACAGCGGCUUUUGGGAUUCCACUGAAUCUGUAAGAGAUGCCAUGACAGAGCACGGGUUGCACGUCGAGACCCAGUGUAGCUGGCUGUAUCUUGGCACAAGUGUGGAUUUGUUUGAGGCUGGAGAUUUGUCCCAUCCUGCAUUUGAGGAUAUUUUGAGUACAUGGAAGGACUUGGCUAGUAGGAUGGCAGAGUCUGGGUAUGCUCCUCAAGACGUUGAGCCCUAUUGCAAUGUACAAGUUGAUCCAUUGUCGUGCCACCACACCGAGCGGAUUGCUGUGUGCUAUGGACUUAUUUCCAUGCGUGCCCAUGAACCGAUACGGGUCUCGAAGAAUUUCCGAAUGUGCAAGGAAUGCCAUUCCUCAAUCAAGUUUAUCUCAAGGGAUAAGAAGCGGGAGAUACUGAUUUCAGAUGGUUGCACCUAUCACCACUUCAGCGAUGGCUCAUGCAGCUGUGGGGACAUGUGGUAAGAGAAUGCUGGCUCAUAUGCCAUGGAAAAUUACAGCAAUAUGUGCUGCGGGUGAUACGGGCAACCAAUGAAACAGCCAUCUUUAACCCCUCCCCUGGGCUGCAAAUGUGGUGUGCAUCAGGGGAAGUUGGAAGCCCGGGGCUCUUGCCAAGAUCUGAGGGGACAAGUUUGGCCAGAAUUAUGUUGUUGCAUGUUGAAGGAAGUGAAAAAAAAUGUGUUGUGCGGAUAUCCAGUAAGUAAAGCAUGUGCAUGAACUUCAUGGGCGGCUCAUACUGCUGAUAGGUUGAUGAUUGCAUCUGUUCUGCUGAUAGUAGAUUUGUAGUUCAAGGAUUGUAGCAACUAGCCAUUAUGAAUCGAAAUGUUAGGCUGCUUGGAAUCAGCCAACUUUGUUGAAGAUCGAUUGUUCUUGCACGGUGCAGUUGUGAUACGAGUGUUAGAGCUGUAGGGUGUUGCAUGGUGCAGUUCUUUCAUGCAGGUCGGAGCUAAUCGUGCAUGCAUGAUAUGGUGAAUAAUGGUUUCCUGA
Triticum dicoccoides is the source of this 3243-nucleotide messenger RNA. Its product is annotated as pentatricopeptide repeat-containing protein At5g04780, mitochondrial-like. Gene Ontology annotation, molecular function: protein binding; zinc ion binding; RNA binding. Gene Ontology annotation, biological process: RNA modification. The coding region runs from base 199 to 2721 and encodes 840 amino acids. Lineage: Eukaryota; Viridiplantae; Streptophyta; Magnoliopsida; Poales; Poaceae. The record is from RefSeq and is a predicted model, not a curated record. The transcript has a single exon.